AUGGCAACGUUGACUUUCGGAUCUGUGCUUAGUGGACUGGGUUCUACUUUCUCGAUCAGCAGGAGAAGCAGUGUUGGCCGUUUAGAUAUGAGAGUUGGCUGGAAGAACGUGGUCAUUGCAUCUCAGUGCAAGAAGUCAUGGGUCAUGGCCGCCGUGAAAGGUGAAGAUGGCAACUCAAAGCUAGAUCCAAAAUGGCUCGAUGAUGCCUCAGAGAAAGCUUCCGAGUAUGUGAAGGAGAAAGGAAGCGAAGUUGGACAGUUGACUGCACAUGAAGGACAAGAGGUUUUAGAUCACAUACAGAGAGCAAAAGACUACUUUCUUGAGAAAGCUGGUGAAGCCAUGGACAUUGUGACUGAAAAUGCUCACAUGGCUUCAGAUUUUGUGGCGGAAAAAGCCAAUGUGAUGGAGGAGGAAGCUAUUUCAAUUACAGAGAAAGCCAAAGAUUUCGUAGUUGAAAAAACAGGUGAAGUUAAAGAUUUCAUCGUCGAAAAAGCUGGUGAAGCCAAAGUGUUGGCGACUGAUAUGAGCAAAAAAACGGCUAUAUACGUUGGAGAGAAAGCAGCUGAGGCAAAAGAAGUGAUAUUGCCUCCAGAAACUGAAGAAUAG
Molecule: messenger RNA, 606 nt
Organism: Eruca vesicaria subsp. sativa (arugula)
Lineage: Eukaryota; Viridiplantae; Streptophyta; Magnoliopsida; Brassicales; Brassicaceae
Source: the annotation of a GenBank genome assembly